GUUAAACUGAACGUUGGUGGUCAACACUUUACCACAAGUGUGCAGACGCUGAAAAAAGAUCCCAACUCAAUGUUAGCCGCCAUGUUUUCUGGAAAGUUUCAGGUGAAGCCUUCUGAAGACGGUUCUUUCUUUAUCGAUCGUGAUGGAACUUACUUCCGGUUUAUACUAAAUUAUCUUCGUAAUGGCGAGCUGAUUUUACCAGAUGGUGCUAUAUUCUUCAAGGAACUCGAAGCUGAAGCUAAGUUUUAUCAUCUGCAAGGGAUAUUGGAUGAACUGAAUCCUAAAGAAUCGUUCGAGGAGUCGGUGAUACUGACGAACGAAGAGCAACGAAGAAUCUUGAAAAGUUGGUUGCCUGAGGCUAUAACAGGGGAAUGGCGUUUGCUAUUUCGAGCUUCACGAGAUGGCUUUGCUGCUUCAGCGUUUCAUUCCAAAUGCGACAACAAAGGACCUACAAUGACUGUUGUAAAAAGUGGUGGCCGAAACAUUUUUGGAGGCUUCACUGAGAACAAUUGGACAAGUAAGACAAAUUGAUAUAAUUCUAAACUACAACGGAAUUAGUUUUAUCGAGUAACUCAUGACUCCUGGUUGAGAACUUGAAUUCAGAUUUUAUACAUGUCGCAUAGCCUGUGUAGUGAUCCCAAGAGCAAUAAAGUAUUCAAACAAACAGAUUUAACGCCACUACGUUGUUAUUGCGUUACUUUCAGCGGUAUCUAGCGCGCGCAUGCGCCCGUGGCUCUUCUUUGUAAUACCAUGCGGCUCUCGUUCGGUCUUCAAUAAACCUUCGUUAAGACACAGUUUGUUCCUUAUUGGCGUGGUGGCAGCGGCUUUUACCCACGUACGGUGGACCCUAACACAAGUGUGGUCGUCUGGAACCUGUGACCCUUAUUUUCACGAAGUGCGAAGAUCAACAAAUCAACGUGAAUUCGCCGUAACCGCUCGUGUAGGAAAACCAACAUGGCCGCCGCUCCCAGGGCGCCUAAACAAUGGCAGCUUACGAAAAACGAGACCAUCACCUCGUACGAAAGUUGGAGGCAAAACUUAGUCUACAUCUUAUCCCUGGACAAGAACUUUGUCCCAUUUUUAGAGGCCACAUGGCAAAAACAAACCGCCGCCAACCCUCGAAGAGGCCCUUACGAAUGAUGGCACGUCUGUACCUGAGGCACAACGACUUACUGCCGCUCAGAAAAAUUCCCACCUGGAUCUUCUGCUCGGACAGAUUGCCAAUUUUUGCCCCGUGAUCUCCAGGAACUCCAUAGUAAAGCACUCUACCUCUCUGAAUGACAUUUGGCAGAAAAUUCGCCAGCAUUUUGGGUUCCAGUCCUCCGGAGCCCAUUUCCUCGACCUUGCAAGCAUCAGCCUUCAAACUGCUGAGCGACCAGAGGACUUAUUCCAACGCCUCAUGGCCUUCUUCGAAGACAACCUCCUUGCAGUUAAUGGUGGCUUAACCCACCACGGUGAGCAGGUGACCGCAGAUGAAGAUCUUUCCCCAUCGCUUGAGAACACUAUAGUAGUUCUGUGGCUGCAGCUGAUCCACCCUGGCCUACCAUUACUGGUAAAGCAGAAGUAUGGUUCUGAGUUGCGUAACAAGACCCUUGCCUCACUCAAGCCAGAGAUCUCAUAAGCUCUUAGUUCCCUCCUUGAUGAACUACGCUCCAUAGAGGACACCAAAGCCAUGCGUAUUAGCAAUGUCAACCCCAGACGCACCUCUAAUGGCGGACAGGGCCAACCACGCCGCCGUCCAUUUGUAUCUUGUAUUCUCUGCAAAACCGCUGGACGCCCUCACAACACCCAUGAUCUAAUGGAGUGCCGUUACCUGCCUGAUCGUGACAGGAGACCAUUGGCCCGCUCACGUCUUAUAAACGACGAUCCUGAUGAGUUUGCGAUCGGCGACUGUGGCCCUUAUGAUGAGUGUUGCGAUCAUGCCCUCCCGCCUGAGCACAGUGAUGUACCUACUGCACCUACUGCACUCCGUGUCAGCAUCAUUCAAUCACCUGUUCUCAACACCUUUUACCACGAGCACCCCGUGCAGCUCACCCUUGAUACUGGCGCCACGUCUAACAUGGUUCGUGCCUCGGCCGCUAAGUUAUAUGGCCUACCUGUUACCCCAGCUUCUCAGAUGGCCCGCCAAGCCGAUGGAGUUACCCCUAUGGAUGUGGUGGGUGAAGUGCAUUGCACUCUCACUCGUGGACAGCAAGCAUUUGAACUAGACGCCCUAGUUGUUCGCCAACUCGAUGUUGACAUUUUAGCGGGAAACCCCUUCCUGGCCCGAAACGACAUCGGCAUCCGUCCUGCCAGGCGCCAAAUUGUAAUCGGCGGGUCUGACGUAAUCCACUAUGGUACUGCUUCCAAACACACUACUCAACCAGCUGUGCGACGCACCCAGUCCUUUCUCCUACGCAACCCGCAACGCACAGUCAUACUGCCAGGAGAGUACGUUCAGCUUGACACCCCUUGUGAUUCUGACCCAGAUACAUUAUGGGCCCUUGAACCCCGACUAGACUGUCCAUCCAACAUCCCCCUCAAGGCAGAAGGAGCAUGGCCCCCACCUCAACAAGUCCUCUCUGUGGACCACGCUGUACGCAUAACCAAUACGACUGACUCUCCUAUACUUCUACGGACCGGCGAGCAGCUGUGUCAUGUAAGGCAUGUUAUACCUGUUGACAGCAUAGACACCACAUCUGCCCCUACCUCUACGGCCACUACUGCCCCUACCUGCUGCCAGCCCUUCUCCACUAAUGUGAUCCUUGACCCCGAUGGCUGCUUAGACGAGGACAUUCGCGACAAGUUCAGAGCACUGAAUCUGGAGUUUGAUGAUGUUUUCAACCCCACUAUCUCGAAAUAUAACGGCGCUAGCGGUACCAUUGAAGCUGUUGUCAACAUUGGUCCCACACUCCCCCCUCAGCGUAAAGGCAGACUCCCACAGUACAACAGAAGCACCCUUGAGGAAUUGCAAGCCAAAUUUGACGAGCUCGAAGUGGCUGGUGUGUUCGCCAGACCUGAACAGGUGAACGUACACGUUGAGUACUUGAAUACCUCCUUCCUUGUUAAGAAACCCAAUGGGGGUAGCAGACUUGUGACAUCCUUCGGCGAAGUUGCCCAGUAUAGCAAGCCCCAGCCUUCUCUAAUGCCUAACGUCGAUGGUGUACUGCGUGAAAUUGGGAAGUGGGAGUAUAUAGUUAUCUCGGACUUGUUAAAGUCGUUCUAUCAAAUUCCACUGGCUCACUCUUCCAUGAAGUACUGUGGGGCCAGCCACACCCUUUAAAGGCAUCCGUGUUUAUACCCGCUCUGCUAUGGGCAUGCCUGGGUCGGAAACAUGCCUCGAGGAGCUAAUGUCUCGAGUUCUGGGUGACCUAAUUCAAGAGGGUUGUGUUGCCAAAAUUGCUGAUGACCUGUACGUUGGUGGGAGCAACCCUACAGAUGUCCUUCAUAAUUGGCGGCGCGUUCUUUCCUUGCUUCAACGCAACAAUCUUCGUCUCUCCGCGCCCAAAACACUCAUCUGUCCCAGAAAGGCCACCGUGUUGGGUUGGGUAUGGUCUAAUGGCACCCUACAGGCUAGCCCCCACAAGUUAGCCGCAUUAUCCUCUGUUGACCCUCCUACUACUGUUCAAGGCCUACGAUCUUUCGUUGGUGCAUACAAGGUGCUCAGCCGAGUACUCCCUAAGUUCGCUGAAUUGCUGGACCCCUUGGAUCAGGCCACCGCUGGAAAGGAAUCUCGAGAAAGACUAGUGUGGUCCGAUGAGUUACUCCUGUCUUUCAAGUCCGCCCAACAUGCCUUGAAAACCACAAGACCAUCACAAUCCCCAACCCCGCGACGCUUUGUGGAUCGUGACAGAUGGUUCUGUGAAGAAUAGAGGCGUCGCAGCCACACUCUACACCCACCGGAACGGUAAACUGCUGUUGGCUGGUUUUUUCAGCGCGAAACUGCGAAAGCAUCAAGUGACCUGGCUACCGUGUGAGAUCGAAGCUCUGGCCAUAGCUUCCUCCAUCAAGCACUUCGCCCCUUACAUUAUCCAGUCAUCCCAUACAACCGAAGUUCUGACGGACAGUAGGCCUUGUGUCCAAGCCUACGAUAAGCUUAGGAGAGGAGAGUUCUCAGCCAGCUCCAGAGUUACCACCUUCCUGUCUACAGUCAGCCGCUAUUCUGUCCAUGUGCGCCACAUUGCAGGUGUUGAAAUCCUCCCCUCACACUUCGCCAGCAGGCACCCAAGAGAAUGCUUGGACUCCAGCUGUCAGAUUUGUCGCUUUAUUGCGGAGUUGGAAGAUUGUGUUGUGCGCAGCAUCUCCGUGAGCGAAGUCCUAGAGGGUUCUGUUCGAAUGCCCUUCACCAGCCGCGCCGCAUGGCAAGCUACCCAGCUGGAAUGCCCUCACCUCCGGCGAACCCAUUCUCACCUCAGUCAAGGUACCCGACCUUCAAAGAAGGCUACCAAAAUAAUUGAUGUCAAACGCUAUCUUCAGGACGUCGUCAUCGCCACUGAUGGUCUUCUCGUUGUCAAAGACCACCCGCCUUUCCAGCCCCCUCGCGAUCGCAUUGUUGUCCCUCGCACUGUUCUUGAUGGACUCCUGACAGCCCUUCACAUCCGUUUCAGUCAUCCUUCCAAGUACCAAACCAAGCGCCUUUUUAGCAGGUACUUCUUUGCUCUGGACCUUGACAAAGCAAUUGAGACUGUCUCUUCCUGCUGUCACACCUGUCAAUCUCUGAAGACUAUCCCUAAACACCUGCACCCGCAGUCAUCUGCCGAUGCUCCUCCUACCAUUGGCGUAUCAUUUGCAGCUGAUGUCGCUAAGCGUCAUCGUCAACUGAUCAUGGUUCUAAGGGAAACAGUGUCUUCGUACACCGUGUCUUCCUUCAUCGCGAGUGAAAAACUCGAAGACCUCCGCAAUGCCAUCAUCAUGCUCUGCUCUCAGCUCCGUUCCCUUCGCGACGGAGGGGUGAUCGUCCGCGUUGAUCCUGCCCCUGGCUUCUCCGCCCUUGCCAAAGACAGAGUACUCCUCUCUUAUGGGAUCACCCUGGAGGUUGGUAGGCCCAAAAACCCUAACAAGAAUCCUGUGGCUGAGCGCGCAAUCGAAGAGCUAGGCUUGGAGAUCCUCAACUUGUCUCCUGAGGGAGGCCCCGUCUAUCAAACUACGCUGUCCUUAGCAACGGCCAAUAUGAACUCCCGCAUCCGCCGUGAUGGCCUCUCAGCUCUUGAGUUGUGGACGCAACGCGACCAGCUCACUGGUGCGCAGCUUCCAAUUGUCGACCGCCAGAUUAUCCUCAGUCAAAACUUUUCCCGCCAGCAGAAUCACAUGCCGAGUGCUAAGUCCAAGGCCCAUGGCUUUACCAAAGCCUCCAUCCCCACUGUCCUUGUUGGUGACCUUGUUUUCAUCAAAGGUGACAAAGACAAACUGAAAGCCCGCGACAAGUAUCUUGUGAUCGGCAUCGAUAAAGACCUUUUCUGUCAGCUCCGCAAGUUUACCAGCUCACAGUUCCGCAGUAAGGUCUACACCAUUCCUAUGUGUGACUGCUACCCUGUCACCCCAACUGUCCUAGCUCAGACUCCACAAGGACCCAUCCGUGGCCAGACCGAAUCCACUGCUUCUGACUCUGACGAUGAUCCUGUUCCCGUCGUCCCUUCACUAAGACCCCCUACAGUGCUUGCUUCUCCACCAGUGGAUACCUAUACUGUUCCGGUACACCACUCAGUGUCUCCAGCUCAUUCUCAGCUACCCGCCCAGGAACACCCCCCAAUUCCUGAAGUCAUUAUGCCUUCUCGGAGUCCUCCACAAGCCCCCCUGGACCCCUCUUUUACUGAUGAUGCACAGCCGACGCCUGCUGCUGUUAUCCCCACUAGGAAAUCUGACCGCUCGCGGAAAGCCCCAUUUUGGCACAAUAAGGACUGGGACUUUGACUAAUAACUCUGCCGUGUACUCUCUAGCCGUAACUACGGUCUUUACCAUGAACUGCGUAUUUUAUUAGCUCACUCGUACCUUAUCAUAAGGGGGAAUACACCCCACCGUUACAUUCAGUUUCAUAUUUAUUCUAGCUCUUUCAUUACUUUUAGCCGUUGUUAUCCUAUGCGGUUUUAGUCUAGUGCUCGUAUCAGUUCAGCCUAUUGUUCAUGUUUUAUUUCUUAGUUAGGGUAGGAAAGAAGGAGGAGGCAAUCACGCCACUACGUUGUUAUUGCGUUACUUUCAGCGGUAUCUAGCGCGCGCAUGCGCCCGUGGCUCUUCUUUGUAAUACCAUGCGGCUCUCGUUCGGUCUUCAAUAAACCUUCGUUAAGACACAGUUUGUUCCUUAUUGGCGUAACUCAAACAAUUUCAUUGCGAACGUAACACGGCCGCUGCUAUCAAAAGCACAUGGUUUUUCUAUCCCAGCAUACUUAGCGGCCUGAUACAUUACAGCCUGUGUGACAGGCAUUUGUGAAUUAAUCAUCCUUGUUAAUUUCCUUCCUAAUUUUUAAAUGACUAUUUCCUCUUUAUUCUGAAGGCUCAUACUUGGAUACCUAAGCCACACUAACUAAUAAACACCAGUGUAUAGAAUUACCCUACAUUAUACUCACAACCUCGUUUCCAGUGUUCUCCGUAGGGACGGGGAAGAGAGAACCCUGGGAAGGAGGUUGUUAUACUCGUUAAACAAGGAUUAGUCCAUGAGCAGGAUAUAGGUAGAUGGCUUUGACUUAUUUCGACGUAUCUCAGGGGAAAACGUUUCGGUAGAAUGAAAAAAGAUAUUGUCGAUCGCCUCAAGCCAAAAUUUUGUAUUCUAUGCAAAGGAGCAGGUCUGUUUAGUUAUCUGCGUGGGCAACCGAGCUCAAUAUAGGUUCAGGAUCAAAGAAGUGGAAUGGGGCAGAAAUUGUUUGAAAGGUUUAGUUUUCAAGAACUUUGAAAUUUAAAUUUGAAAAUGACUUCUUAACACAUGAUUUCUGAAUAUAUAUGUCAGGUGUAAUCACUGUUAUUCACAGGUCGUAAUACAUAUGUGUCAUGUCGCCAUGCCUUCCUGUUCAGCUUUGUACAGGGCUCGAAAUUAACGCUCGCAAACUCGCAAAAUGCGAGUGAUUUUGAUAAUCUGCGAGUAAGAAAAAUAUCCACUAGCAAACGAUUGCGAGUUAGAAUUAUUCAUGUCUCCCAAACAAAGGGAAAUAAAUUGCUUGUGGUCUCACCAGUUUGCUAGUCGAAAAAAAUCUUACUAGCAAAACUUUUCAAGUGCACUAAAAAGAUAACUUCGAGCCCUGUUUGUAAACCCAAAUGGCCUGGGACCGACCAAACUGUCGCUCAUCACCGGGAAGGAAGAGGGUGGCAUCCGUUGUAACAGCGGCUGUGGACCAAUGUUUGGUGAUGGGAAUGACCUAUGGAUAGGAAAUAAUGCGAACACAAGUCCUAGUCGCAGCAAUAUCGGCGAUACCUAUCAGCUUCCACCAGGACAACAGAGCACGUUCCUCACAGGUGCUUCAAAAUUCAAUGUUACAGAGUACGAGGUGUUUGGACUCUGCCAGUGA
This is a messenger RNA of Porites lobata, 7472 nucleotides long. The record is from the annotation of a GenBank genome assembly. Lineage: Eukaryota; Metazoa; Cnidaria; Anthozoa; Scleractinia; Poritidae.